AGUGCGCACGCGUGGCUGCAGCCCCGCCCCCGUUCCCCCGGCGCUCGGAGCCCGAGUCCGCGGGAAGAUGGCGGCGCCGCUCAUCCCCCUCUCCCAGCAGAUUCCCACUGGAAAUUCGUUGUAUGAAUCUUAUUACAAGCAGGUCGAUCCGGCAUACACAGGGAGGGUGGGGGCGAGUGAAGCUGCGCUUUUUCUAAAGAAGUCUGGCCUCUCGGACAUUAUCCUUGGGAAGAUAUGGGACUUGGCCGAUCCAGAAGGUAAAGGGUUCUUGGACAAACAGGGUUUCUAUGUUGCACUGAGACUGGUGGCCUGUGCACAGAGUGGCCAUGAAGUUACCUUGAGCAAUCUGAAUUUGAGCAUGCCACCGCCUAAAUUUCACGACACCAGCAGCCCUCUGAUGGUCACACCGCCCUCUGCAGAGGCCCACUGGGCUGUGAGGGUGGAAGAAAAGGCCAAAUUUGAUGGGAUUUUUGAAAGCCUCUUGCCCAUCAAUGGUUUGCUCUCUGGAGACAAAGUCAAGCCAGUCCUCAUGAACUCAAAGCUGCCUCUUGAUGUCCUGGGCAGGGUCUGGGACCUCAGUGACAUUGACAAGGAUGGGCACUUGGAUCGAGAUGAGUUCGCUGUGGCCAUGCACUUGGUGUACCGAGCCCUGGAGAAGGAGCCCGUGCCCUCCGCCCUGCCCCCGUCCCUCAUCCCACCCUCCAAGAGAAAGAAGACUGUGUUCCCUGGCGCCGUCCCCGUCCUGCCUGCCAGCCCCCCACCAAAAGACAGCCUCCGCUCCACGCCGUCCCACGGCAGCGUCAGCAGCCUCAACAGCACAGGGAGCCUGUCCCCCAAGCACAGCCUCAAGCAAACACAGCCAACAGUGAACUGGGUGGUGCCCGUGGCAGACAAGAUGCGAUUUGAUGAGAUAUUCCUGAAGACCGACCUGGACCUGGAUGGCUACGUGAGUGGCCAGGAGGUGAAGGAGAUCUUCAUGCACUCGGGCCUCACCCAGAACCUUCUAGCACACAUAUGGGCCCUGGCCGAUACGAGGCAAACGGGGAAGUUAAGCAAAGACCAAUUCGCGUUAGCUAUGUAUUUCAUUCAGCAGAAGGUCAGUAAAGGCAUCGACCCUCCUCAAGUCCUCUCGCCGGACAUGGUCCCGCCUUCGGAGAGAGGCACGCCCGGCCCGGACAGUUCAGGCUCUCUCGGCUCCGGGGAGUUUACUGGCGUGAAGGAGCUUGAUGACAUCAGUCAAGAGAUUGCCCAGUUACAAAGAGAGAAAUAUUCACUGGAACAAGACAUUCGAGAAAAGGAAGAGGCAAUCAGACAGAAAACCAGCGAGGUGCAGGAAUUACAAAAUGACCUAGACCGGGAAACAAGCAGUUUGCAGGAGCUCGAGGCUCAGAAACAGGAUGCUCAAGACCGCCUGGACGAGAUGGACCAGCAGAAGGCCAAGCUCCGAGACAUGCUGAGCGACGUCCGGCAGAAGUGCCAGGAUGAGACUCAGAUGAUCUCAUCACUGAAAACGCAAAUCCAAUCUCAGGAAUCUGACUUAAAGUCCCAGGAAGACGAUCUGAACCGAGCCAAGUCGGAGCUGAACCGAUUGCAGCAGGAGGAAACCCAGCUGGAGCAGAGCAUUCAGGCUGGGCGAGUCCAGCUGGAAACCAUCAUCAAGUCCCUGAAGUCAACGCAAGACGAAAUCAACCAGGCAAGGAGCAAACUUUCCCAGCUGCAUGAAAGCCGCCAGGAGGCCCACAGGAGCCUGGAGCAGUAUGACCAGGUGCUCGAUGGAGCCCAUGGUGCCAGCCUGACCGACCUGGCCAACCUGAGCGAAGGCGUCUCCCUGGCAGAGAGGGGCAGUUUUGGAGCCAUGGAUGAUCCUUUCAAAAAUAAAGCCUUGUUAUUUAGCAACAACACGCAAGAGUUGCAUCCGGAUCCUUUCCAGACAGAAGACCCCUUCAAAUCUGACCCAUUUAAAGGAGCUGACCCCUUCAAAGGCGACCCGUUCCAGAAUGACCCCUUUGCAGAACAGCAGACAACUUCAACAGAUCCAUUUGGAGGGGACCCUUUCAAAGAAAGUGACCCAUUCCGUGGCUCUGCCACUGACGACUUCUUCAAGAAACAGACAAAGAAUGACCCAUUUACCUCGGAUCCAUUCACGAAAAACCCUUCCUUACCUUCGAAGCUCGACCCCUUUGAAUCCAGUGAUCCCUUUUCAUCCUCCAGUGUCUCCUCAAAAGGAUCAGAUCCCUUUGGAACCUUAGAUCCCUUCGGAAGUGGGUCCUUCAAUAGUGCUGAAGGCUUUGCCGACUUCAGCCAGAUGUCCAAGGAAUGAAGGAAAGCAGAUGAGGUGUGUCCCGUCCCUGACACCUGCGUCCACUCUGUCCCUUCUCGGCAGCCCCCAGGCAGGGGCAGAUGGGCUCUGUCUUCGGGGGGCUGCAGGGGCCUGCUUUCCUCACGAGUUCCACCUGCAGAGGCCCAGGCAUUAUCCACGCUGCGGGAAGAGGCAGUAGCCACAAGCAGAACACAGCCCCCCUCCUGGAGCCCAUGGCCCAGGUGGUAAGGGGUGGCCGGUGUGGGGGGUCCCCUGGAGCAGCUGGGCCCAGUCCCUGUGAGCGCUGCUGUCAGCCUGAAGGUGGUGAGGGGAGGGAGCCCCGGGAGUACCUGGAAGACGCGUGCCCCAGGCAUGAGGCCCCCUCGGGGCCCCACCGGCCCCAUGCCCAGGUGCCCCAGGUGCCAGUGUGACUGGGCAGUCUCCCUUGGCUGCCCCGUGUUCACUCAGCUGGUGGAGCAGAUGAGUCUCUGAGCAUCUUGGGGUUGGCAGCGGUCGCAACUUGUGAUCACAGAACACAGAUUCCGAGAAGCACUUGAGAUUCUGUUCAGGUUUUCAAAGACGCGUGUGUGCGUGCCCUGGCGGCGCAGCAGAUCCCACUUCUGACCGAGGCAGGGUGUGUGUUUACACAGAUGAGCCUGGGCAGAGGGAGCCCAGAGGCCCUGGCAUGGCGCCCCCCUCCUUCCAGCACACGGAGAAGGCCUCCAUCCCUCAUAUGCCACGCUGUGACACGGUUUGGGACUGGCAGAAGAUUUAGGGCCCAGUGCACAGGCUCCUGGGCAGGCGGGAAACCAUCUCCCGAAAGCAGAAAACGUUGGCCACACGGUGGCAGCAGUCCCUCAGGCGUCCUGGUCGUUUCUGGUUGUCGCAAGUGGACUCCUCUUCCUUUGGGAGGCUGGAUCUGUCUUCCUCCUCUCACUGUGAGCAGAGGGAGGGAGAGCUAGCAGAGCCUGAGCUAGGGCCGGGAUCUAAUGACCGCCCUCUGCCUGUCCUUGGGCCCUGAAACCAGGGGCUCUUCACACACAUGCAGCUGUGAUUUCAGAGCCGGUCUCACUUCCUAUUGGCGGUGCCGGGCCAGGACAGAGUUGGACAGAGCUGUGGAAAAUGGGUCUCCAAUACUAUCUUGUUUUGAUUCCAGCGUUCCAUCAGCUGCCUUCAUGACACUUGUACAGCCGCAUUCUGAGCUCAACCCUGACCUUGCAGCUCUGUUUUUCCUUUUUGGUUACCUAUCUGUUUUUCAAGAACAACAUUGUGGAUAUAAAUAAAAUGCUAAGGGAAAUGAAA
Messenger RNA from Homo sapiens (human), 3601 nucleotides. Lineage: Eukaryota; Metazoa; Chordata; Mammalia; Primates; Hominidae. The record is from RefSeq and is a predicted model, not a curated record.